Molecule: messenger RNA, 6042 nt
Organism: Osmerus eperlanus (European smelt)
Lineage: Eukaryota; Metazoa; Chordata; Actinopteri; Osmeriformes; Osmeridae
Gene: nlgn2b
Product: neuroligin 2b
Exons: 6
Coding region: 306-2333 (675 amino acids)
Biological process (GO): chemical synaptic transmission; postsynaptic membrane assembly; neuron cell-cell adhesion
Cellular component (GO): cell surface; plasma membrane; postsynaptic specialization membrane
Molecular function (GO): neurexin family protein binding; signaling receptor activity
Source: RefSeq, a predicted model, not a curated record
UGUGUGUCUGUGUGUCUGUGUGUGUGUGUCUGUGUGUGUGUGUCUGUGUGUCUGUGUGUGUGUGUCUGUGUGUGUGUGUCUGUGUGUCUGUGUGUGUGUGUCUGUGUGUGUGUCUGUGUGUCUGUGUGUGUGUGUCUGUGUGUCUGUGUGUCUGUGUGUGUGUGUCUGUGUGUGUGUGUCUGUGUGUCUGUGUGUCUGUGUGUGUGUGUCUGUGUGUGUCUGUGUGUCUGUGUGUGUCUGUGUCUGUGUGUGUUUACCCCCCCCCCUCCUCUCCAGAUGUCCGUGACCGCAGGAAGAAGCCAGUGAUGCUGUUCGUCCACGGCGGUUCCUACAUGGAGGGCUCUGGGAACAUGUUCGACGCCAGUGUCCUCUCCGCCUACGGCAACGUCAUCGUGGUCACCAUGAACUACCGUCUGGGCGUGCUCGGGUUCCUGAGCACAGGGGACCAGUCCGCGAAGGGGAACUACGGCCUGCUGGACCAGAUCCAGGCGCUGCGCUGGCUCAACGAGAACAUCGGGCACUUCGGGGGCGACCCAGAGAGGAUCACCAUCUUCGGCUCUGGAGCCGGAGCGUCCUGCGUCAACCUGCUCAUCCUCUCCCACCACUCAGAGGGCCUCUUCCAGCGGGCCAUAGCCCAGAGCGGCUCCGCCAUCUCCAGCUGGUCGGUCAACUACCGGCCCCUGAUGUACACCAAGAUCCUGGCCCGCAAGGUGGCCUGCAGCUACGACGACACCACCGAGCUGGUGGAGUGCCUGCGGAGGAAGAGCUUCCGGGAGCUGGUGGACCAGGACAUCCAGCCGGCCCGCUACCACAUCGCCUUCGGGCCCGUGGUGGACGGUGACGUGGUGCCGGACGACCCGGAGAUCCUCAUGCAGCAGGGGGAGUUCCUGAACUAUGACAUCCUGCUGGGCGUGAACCAGGGGGAGGGGCUUAAGUUUGUGGACGACAGCGAAGGGGAGGAUGGGAUCUCGGCGGCGUCGUUCGACUACACCAUCUCUAACUUCGUGGACAACCUGUACGGCUACCCUGACGGUAAGGACAUCCUGAGGGAGACCAUCAAGUUCAUGUACACGGACUGGGCGGACCGCGACAAUGCCGACAUGCGCAGGAAGACCCUCCUCGCCCUGUUCACCGACCACCAGUGGGUGGCGCCGGCGGUGGCCACGGCCAAGCUGCACGCCGAGUUCCAGUCGCCCGUCUACUUUUACACCUUCCACCACCACUGCCAGACAGAGACGAGGCCCGAGUGGGCGGACGCGGCGCACGGCGACGAGAUCCCCUACGUGUUCGGCGUGCCCAUGAUCGGCGCCACCGAGCUGUUCCCCUGCAACUUCUCCAAGAACGACGUGAUGCUCAGCGCCGUGGUGAUGACAUACUGGACCAACUUCGCCAAGAGCGGGGACCCUAACUUACCGGUCCCCCAGGACACUAAGUUCAUCCACACCAAGCCCAACCGCUUCGAGGAGGUCAUCUGGACCAAGUUCAGCUCCAAGGACAAGCAGUACCUCCACAUCGGCCUGAAGCCUCGCGUCCGCGACAACUACCGGGCCAACAAGGUGGCCUUCUGGCUGGAGCUGGUUCCUCACCUGCACUCCCUCCACGAGGAGAUCAGGGGCACCAUCACCACCCGCCUGCCACCGGGGGGCUCCCGGGGCCCCCCCAGGAAGGGCCCGCCCUCGGGGACGCGCUCCACCCGCCACCCCAUCGUGGCCACCUACCCUCCGGACCCGGAGCCAUACGGCUCGGAGCGCCCUCGCAUCCCGCCCUUCCCCGGGGAGAUCCCGCGGGACUACUCGACGGAGCUGAGCGUGACGGUGGCGGUGGGCGCCUCGCUGCUCUUCCUCAACGUCCUCGCCUUCGCCGCGCUCUACUACAAGCGGGACAAACGCCACGAGCUUCUCCAGAGACGCCACCGGCGCCUGUCCCCGCAGCGAGGCACCGCCAUGGGCAUGGGCGCGGGCGUGGUGGGGGGCCCGCCCCACAACGACCUGGCCCUGAGCCAGGAAGAGGAGCUCAUGUCCCUGCAGAUGAAGCAGCAGAGGGCGGAGCUGGAGCACGGCACGCCCCUCCCCCCCCGCGGUCUCCACGGCGACCUGGAGCCCAUGCGCCCGCCCGUGUGCCCGCCUGACUACACGCUGGCGCUGCGCCGGGCGCCCGAGGACGUGCCCCUGAUGACGGGCAACACCAUCACCAUGAUCCCCAGCACCAUCUGCGGCAUGCAGCCCCUCCACCCCUUCAACACCUACCCCCCCGCCCCCGCCCCCUCCACCACCCCCACCCCAGGUCACAGCAACAACGCCCUGCCGCACCAACACUCCACCACACGGGUAUAGGACAAGGCACAAUCUGGGGCCCACUGCGGUGACACCAAUCACAAACUGACCCUCUCCUCCCUUGCCCUUUCCGUCCUCUCCUUCCUCCUCCUCUCCUCCUCCUCCUCUCUCUUUCUCCCUCUCUGGGACCACCCUCUCCCUUUCUCUCUCUCUCUCUCCAGCCUCCCUGUCCUGUCUGUGGGGCUGGGUUCCCUCCUGUAGAGAUCCAUGGCUCAGCCUAACACGGCCUGUCAGCUGGGACAAAGACUCCCCAUGGAAACACACGCACCCUCCAUCCCUUUCCCACGUGUCCGAACGAUCAGUUUGUUUCUCUGUCCUCCUCCCAUCACAUUGUCUCGUUCCUUCUCUCUCUCUCUUUCUCUCUCUCUCUCCAUCGCUCGCCCGUGUCUCCUCUCUUCGCCUCCCACACAUUUUUCUCUCGUCAUCUGUUCUCGUUUCUCUCCUUCACAACGUCGACACGAUCCCUUCUUUCUCACCUCGGUUCUGCUUUCUCUUGCGAAGCCCCCCCUUUCAGGACUCUAUGUUUUCCUCGCUGGAGUCUUUUAUACGAGACGCGUUCGUGUAAAUGAUGUAUUAUUGAUAAAUUGUAAGGACAUGAAUGAGAAAAAAAAGGUGAUAUUCUGAUAUCGUUUUUACCAGCAUUCUUGGUGCCAAGUACUGUGACACCCUUCUCCCUCGGGUUUGGGUUGGCCUUCUUAAGAGAGCCAACCAGACUGUAUCUCACACAAGGAAUUACCAUCAUAAAAAAGUGCCAAACCUUUCAUCUCUUCUUUGAUCUCACACUUCUUUUUUUCCUUUAGUUUCUUAAGCUUUUUCUUCUUCUUCUUCUGUGUUUUUUUUUUGUUUUUUGUUGUUCUUCUUCUUCUUCUUGCAUUCAGUGUUGCACUUUGGCUGGUCUUGAAUUAAGGGAGAGCAGAUUAGUUCCAUUCUUGUAAAAAACAAAACAACAAAAAAACUGUAUAAGAGAAUAUUAAGAUUUUCAACUAGUUUGCUGUCUGGGAUAUUUGCAUGAUUUUUUUAAGGAGUCUUGUUUAGUUGGUCUCAUUUUGAUUUUAAUGUUUUGCCUUGUCUUCUUACUGCAGUCUGGUUUUUCUUGAAAAGUAUUAUAUUUUCUUUUUUUUCUUUCUUUUAAUUUAUAUUUUUUAACAUCAGCUGAACUUUGUGCACUUCAUGAAGAAAACGAUAUUUUACUCUUGACGACACGUCAGACAGAGAGCGAUUCAGACUCUGUUUAUGAUUAGGACGAGGGGAAUAAACAUGUACAUUUUAAUUUUUCAUUUCUUUAUCACUGAGGCAGUGUAUGAUGAGCAUCUAGGUGCCUGCCUGUCCUUCUCUCCUCAGUUCAUCACCCAGCUUUCCCUCCUGGUUUCAGCAGUGAACUCUGCAUUCAUUGUCUUACUGUCUCACCAGAAGAUUGUCUUUGUUUAUCACAAAAAACGACAAACAUGGCUGGACUGUACCAAAUCAUCAACUCGCUAAACUCAUCCACUGUAGCACGUUUUUUUUACCCGCUUCAUGAAAAGGGACAUUCUCGCCAUGAAUUGUCUCAGUGAUAAAAAAAAAAUGGAAAAACGAUUUUACGUUCUCUCUCUCUAGCCCUCCCUGAGAUCAGGGUCAUGUUCUUGAACAGUUACAUUCACAUUUCCGCACUGUCGUGUCUCUUCCUUGAUGGACUGCGCCUAGCGCUUCAGGGUUCCCGGACACGAGGCGAGACUCGGCUUUCUCAUCUCCUUUUUUUUCGAGACAUUGGCUGUUUAUCAAUCCGAGGAACGCUCAGAACGUACUUGCUUUAUUGAGAAGAACGUUCUUGCCAAGCGUCCUUGCGAGAACGGUCUUGCAAGACCGCGAGGAUGGAGAACGAUUUGAGAUGCGUGUGUUCUUGCAAUGACUUCUGGGAAAUCAGAUGCAUUCUCGCAGGCCAAGUCACCAACCGAUGCAUCCUCGUUCUUUGGAUUGGAACCGUAUACUUGGGCAAUGAAAGAUGACGCCAAACGAGUUCGCAAGAACACAAGAACGGAAAAAACGUGGAUUGAUAAACAGCCUCCCUUUAAUUUCCAGGGAGGAGGGGGGAGGGGGGAAAGUAGCUCAAUAAGAGGGAAGGAGUCAGCAGACUGGCAGGGACCAGAGGUGAGGAAGUUCUCACCUUCCAGAUCUUUCCCACCACACAACAAACACAGGGACUCGUCGGACUCUGGAUAUUCAUGAAAAAAAACAACAACAACACUGUUACAAAGUGGACAGUUAGACGAUGUGGGGGCAGGGUUGACCAUCGAACGGGCGUGAAUAGAGAGACUCGAGGCAUCCCCCUCAAAGCUCCAACACGCAUCCUACCAACAGACGAUGCGCUUGAAAAAGUGAGUAGUAAAACAUGAUCAAUAUUAGUUAUUUACAGUAUUGUGUGAAACACACUAACAAGGCCGACAGGAAAUACAGCCCCUCUACUUCCUGUCUACGUCUGGGUUGCUCCUGCUCUGGGUCCAGAAGACCAGAGCGAGAGCGAGAGAGAGACAGAGAGAGAGAGAGAGAGAGAGAGAGAGAGAGAGAGAGAGAGAGAGAGAGAGAGAGAGAGAGAGAGAGAGAGAGAGAGAGAGAGAGAGAGAGAGAGAGAGAGAGAGGAGAGGAGACGAGACGAGACGAAAAGAGAGGAAGAGAAGAGAAAAUAACACGCGCAAAACAAAACUGUACAUUUUUUAAACGUGUAAGAGAACCAACUGGUGUUUGUAAAUAUUAUGUUUAUGGUUUGGUUUCUGAGUGAAUGGUCAAAUCUUUCCUUUCUGACAACAGGUGCAAGUCCAGACGGAUCUUUUUAGCACUUCUCUGUAAGUUGAUGUAUGAUUCUCUUUCGUUACUUAGAUUUCAAGGUCAAAGUGCAACAAUUUACGGGCACGUAUGAUACACAUCAGAUAUACAUGAAUGAUUUGUGAAUGAAAAAUACAUCUGAAAUCCUAGCAUGGUUGAGUAUGUUUCCGGCUCAGGACUGGCAGGCUGUUGCAGGAGGCAACACAAGGUUCGGAGACACGAAAAGAAGAACGUGCCCUUUUGGGAAUCACCACAUUAAUCAUGGAGACAGCUUAUGUCUGAAAUAACACGAAUCCAAGACAAGUCCUUAGCGUUGGUUAGCUAGCCAAAGAUAGGAGCUGCAUUAGUAGCAGAGAAGGAGGGAAGAUCGGGUGAGGAAAACAGAGAUGGAGACGAAACGUGGAUUGAAUUACUCUCGAUCGCGUCCACAAAACAGGGAAAUCGAGAGAGGUUUGGCGAAGAUGUUGGUUUUUAAUGACACUCUGAAUCCACAUACAGUAGUACCCAUAUCUUAGAGCAGGUACAAUAUGUUGUCAACUCUUUUGUACUCCUUAGUAUCGUUUCUGAUUCAGAUGGUCGUGGUUGCUUUUGCUAUCCUUUAUGAAUCGUCCGCCAUGCACACUAUGUUCAAUUCAUUUUCUGGGAAUAUAUAUUUGUUCACUUUAGCUGUCCAUUCUAGGUUUCCCAGGUUUCCAAAAAGAAAAAAAACAUUAAAAGACAGUAUUUUUAUAAUAUAUAUGUAUAUAUAUAUUAGCUGACAGACAAAAAGAAACAGGGGCCUUGGCAGCCAACAGACUCUGUAAGCACACUCUCGCCCUGUUUAUCAGGUCACACUACUGUCUGAUUCUGGCUCAGCGACGAUGCAAAUCUACUUAUCGACUCCUUACCAACGGAUUGCGCCCCCCCCCCC